AGAGAGAGAGUGAGAGAGAACGAGAGAGAGAGAGAGAGCGAGAGAGAGAGAGCGAGAGAGAGGACGGAUGCAAGGCGAGGCUCUGAGCGGAAAACCUUCCCUCUCCUCCUCAUCCAGCUGUUUUAUUUUCAUGUUUUUUUUUAUCGCAGUAUCCUUUCAUGACGCGAUUCUUUCCUUUUGAAAAGAACAUCCGAUCUUUGCUCAUGUCCGUCCUGAUGUGCUGCUGCGCCUCAUCACGAUUCUUCAAGGAUACGAAGAGCUGCUGUUCUCACGUCGACGCUGUUUUCCAGAAAAGGACAGGAUGUAAGACGGGAAGCGUCUGAUCAGCGAUGACAAAUGUUACAAACGCCUGAUGAGCUGUAAAAAUCGACGGAGCGAGGCAGAGCGGCGCGAGCCUGCGCGUUAAUUUGCUAAUUAUUGUUUUCGCGUGUGAUCGUGUUUUUUUCUGCUCCAUUCAUUCAGCCAUCGGAGCCGUGAGGCCUGCAGCCCGCACCGUCUCUGGGCAUGAAACCCGUGGGAAUUCUGAUCUCGACGUGACGCACAGUCACACACACAGCGCAGCGGGGGAGACAUCGAGCCUCCACAGGACUGAGGGAGGGUGUGAGGUCCGGCCGAGUAGAGACCAGAGCACAGGAAGACCAGGAGGAGGAGGACGUCCAGGUGUUGUUGGACACUAAUGACUGCCGAAUAGCCCACGCGAAUACAACAUUGACUAUUGAGUGAUUUUUUUUUAAUGCAUCAGGCGGAGAGGAGCGGGAGAAAGAGAGGACAGUACAGUGGGUGCGCGAGGGCGCGGAGAGACGGGAUGCGGGAGACGCAGUGAGGAGGAGGAGGACGAGGAGGAGGGAAAGCGGAGGAUUGACGGCUCUCCUAACGCUGGUGGUGUGACGUCCUAACUCUUCCCGCCCAGCAUGGCUCUGUUACUUUGGUUCCUGGGGGUGUGUGUGUUCACACUGGCUCAAGUCGCCCCGUCCAGCCAAGCGAUGUCCCGGGCCGCCAUGCCGUUCGGCCUGCUGCGCAGGGAGCUGGCGUGCGAGGGUUACCCGAUAGAGCUGCGCUGCCCAGGAAGUGACGUGGUUAUGGUGGAGACGGCAAACUAUGGACGCACUGAUGACAAAAUCUGUGACGCAGACCCGUUCCAGAUGGAGAACACACAGUGUUACCUCCCCGACGCACUCAAGAUCAUGGCCCAGAGGUGUAACAACAGGACUCAGUGUGUGGUGGUUGCAGGGGUUGACGUCUUCCCAGACCCCUGUCCUGGAACCUACAAAUACCUGGAGAUCCAGUAUGAGUGCGUCCCUUAUAAAGUGGACCAAAAAGUUUUCGUAUGUCCCGGAUCGCUGCUCAGUAUCCAGCCGGCCUCCUCUCUCCUGGAGGCGGAGCAUCAGUCGGGGGCGUGGUGUAAGGACCCGCUGCAGGCUGGUGACCGGCUGUACGUCAUGCCGUGGACGCCGUACAGGACUGAGGUUCUAUACGAGUACGCGUCGUGGGACGACUACCGGCAGAACCGGGUCACCACGACCUACAAGCUGCCGAGCCGCGUGGACGGUACAGGCUUCGUGGUGUAUGAUGGCGCCGUCUUUUACAACAAGGAGCGAACACGAAACCUUGUCAAGUAUGACCUGCGGACUCGCAUCAAGAGCGGCGAGGCAGUGGUGGUGAACGCAAACUACCAUGACACAUCGCCGUACCGCUGGGGAGGGAAGUCAGACAUCGAUCUGGCGGUGGACGAGAACGGCCUCUGGGUGAUCUACUCGACUGAAGCCAAUAACGGACGCAUCGUGGUCAGCCAGGUCAACCCUUACACGCUCCGCUUCGAGGGGACCUGGGCCACUGGGUUCGACAAGCGUGGGGCGAGCAACGCCUUCAUGGCCUGUGGCGUGCUCUACGCUGUGCGCUCUGUCUUCCAGGAUGAUGAGGGGCAGGCAGAAGGUCGUGUUGGCAGCGACAUGGUCGUGUAUGCCUACGACACCAGCCGGGGGCAAGAGCUCCCCAUUCAGAUCCCGUUUCCCAACCCGUACCAGUACAUCUCGUCCAUCGACUACAACCCCCGAGACAACCAGCUGUACGUGUGGAACAACUACUACGUGCUGAGAUACCCCCUCCAGUUCACCCCCCCUCCCCCUACCAAAGGUCCUCUCUCCUCCCUCAUGACCACCGUCCGCUCCUACACCGCCACUGUCGCACUGACGCCAGUGCGCCCGUCCGCCUCUCAUCCAAUUGGGGUCAUCAACAGGGGACCCUUUGACCAGCGGCCAAUCACAGCCAUGGUCCCUCUGACCCCACGUCCACCUCUGCGUAUCCCUUUGGCGCCCGGGGGCCCCGGUCAGGUGGGCGGAUGUGAGGGCCGGGUUGCACGAGGGGUACAGUGGCCGCCAACUCUGAAGGGAGAGACAGUGGAGAGACCCUGUCCUAAAGGGUCUCUGGGUAUUGCUUCCUAUCAGUGCGUGCAGACUCCUGUGGGUUGGAGCUCCAGAGGGCCUGACCUUUCUAACUGCACCUCUCCCUGGGUCAGCCAGAUCGCACAGAAGAUUAAGAGCGGAGAGAACGCCGCAAACAUCGCCGGGGAGCUGGUCAACCUGACGCGGGGGCGGAUCUACGCUGGUGAUGUCAGCAUGUCCGUCAGGCUGAUCGAGCAGCUAUUGGACAUCCUGGACUCCCAGCUCCAAGCCUUGAGACCGGCCAAUAAAGAGUCAGCUGCUCGCAAUUACAACAAGCUGCAGAAGAGAGAACGCACCUGCAGAGCCUAUGUCCAGGCGGUGGUUCAGACCGUUGAUAACCUGUUGGGUCCCGAGGCUCUGGUUUCGUGGGCCGACAUGAGCGGCGUUGAUCAGUCCCGCUCGGCGUCUCUGCUCUUAGACGCAGUUGAAAAAGGAGCGUUUCUCUUGGCUAACAAUCUCUACGAGGGACGCUUCAGUGACAGGACGCCAAACGUUGACGUGGAGGUGUAUGUGCUCAACACAGAGGCUGACAUACAGGACCUGACGUUUCCACACUCCUACGACAGUGACAGCAUCCUGCAGAUAUCAGCGCUGGCUCUGCAGCAGUACAGCAACAACGGCCAGGUGAAGCUGGUCCUCACUCUCUAUAAGAACCUGGGCUCCUUCCUGACCACCCAGAACUCCACCCUGCGGCUCGGGCUGGGACUCAGCCCCGGCUCAGAGUUGAGGCGCAGGAGCCUGGUGGUCAACUCCCACGUCAUCUCUGCAUCUGUGCACCGAGGGACCAACAGAGUGUACCUCUCUGAGCCGGUGAUCUUCACCCUGAGACACCUCCAGCUUGAGAACCACUUUGGCCCCAACUGCUCCUUCUGGAACGGGUCAGGGGUUUCUGGGAGCGGCAGGUGGUCUACGCAGGGCUGUCGUCUGUUACACACCAACAACACGCACACCACCUGCGCCUGUAACCACCUGUCCAGUUAUGCUGUCCUCAUGACGUAUCAGCAACCGGCAUUUGGGGCCGGGGUGGAGGAGCUCCUCGUCUAUGUCGUGUCCUGGGUGGGGAUCUCUGUAGCACUGGUUUGUUUGGCCACCUGUCUUACCACGCUGUGCUGCCAGGGGGCGCCGUGGCACACUGACCACAGCACCAUCCACUGCAACCUUUGGGCCAACCUGCUGAUCACUGAGCUGCUCUUCCUGGUCGGAGCCAACAAGACUCAGUACACGGUCGUGUGCUCCAUCAUUGCCGGCCUGCUGCACUUCUCUCUGCUCUCUGCGUUCUGUUGGUUAUGUCUGGAGGGGGUGGAGCUCUACCUGCUGCAGAGGGAGGUGUUUGAGGGUCGGAACUCCAGGAGGAAGUAUUUCUACCUGUGUGGUUACUCCGUCCCCGGGCUGGUGGUAGCCGUGUCUGCCGCCAUAGACUUCAGAGGCUACGGCUCCACAACGGCCUGCUGGCUGAGGACAGAUAACUACUUCAUCUGGAGUUUUCUUGGUCCUGUUGCCGUCAUCAUAACGCUGAACUUGGUUGUCUUGGUCAUGACCUUACAUAAGAUGCACAGCACGGCUGCUUUAAAGCCAGACUCCAGUCGCCAUGACAACCUGAGGGCGUGGGCAGUGGGCUCCCUGACUCUGCUCUUCCUGCAGAGCGUCACCUGGUCUUCAGGUCUGAUGUUCCUGUCGUCUCCGUCUCUCCUCCUGGCGUACCUCUUCUCGUCCCUGAACACCGCCCAGGCGCUCCUCAUCAGCAUCCUGCACUGCACGCUCGCCAGGAAGGGUCAGAAGGAUUACGGCCGCUGCCUGCGCCUCUCGCAGUGCUGCGUCACGUCCUCGUCCAGCUCACCGGACUCAGUGAAGGGUGCAGCGCUGCGCUCCAACAGCCGCUACACCAGCAGCCAGAGCCGGAGAGCGACCGCUAACAGACAGAGUCGGAUCCGGAGGAUGUGGAACGACACGGUGCGGCGGCAGACUGAGUCCUCUUUCAUCGCUGCAGACGUUAACAACACGCCCACUCUGAACCGAGCUCCUUUAGGAAACCACUUCCUCACUAAUCCGGUGUUGCAGACUCACGCCGGAGCGUCUCCGUACGACACCAUGCUGGCUCAGGGUUACAGUCAACCCUUCAGCUCCACAGGAACCUUCAGAAAUAAGAAGGGUGCUGUGUCCCAGAGCCAGGACUCCUGUGGGUUGGACAGUGUGUGCCUGAACGGUGGUUACACCCCCAACACCUUCACCCUGCACGGUUUGGGGACCACGCCCGGGUCUCGUGCUGGAGUGGUGGGCAGUACAGACCUCUUGAGGGAGGGCGGAGUCGAAGACAUCUCCCCCGCCCUCCUCACCCCUCAUGGAGCCUCAGAUCUGGGCAGCGGUGCAGGGAUGCGUCGUAACUUGUCAGAUGCUGCGGCGCUGGAGAAGAUGAUCAUUUCGGAGCUGGUGCAGAGCAACCUGCGGCCCUCGGUCCCCAUGCCGGUCCCUCCAGAGCGCUACGGAAGUCUGGCGAGGCCUCAUCACCACGACAGAGCGGCUCUCACUCACACCGCCACGUUAACUCGACAUGCACAGCCACCGCCACCGCUGCAGGAGGGCUGGGCUGCAACCAUGCAGCCAAACACUCGCGAGGGUUGGGCGCCGCCGAGGCACCACACACCAGAUACUGAGACGCAUUCCACAACACGAGUCCCAGACCACGCCACCACGCCACGUCUACAAGACGGCUGGUCCCACUCACGUGUUUUAGGAGAUUCAGAGUCCCGUGAGCUGCUUAAGGACAGUGACAGGCUGCAGCUGCAAGGCACUUUGGGGCGCCGUGGUCUGCAGGACCGGCAGCAAGCUUGUCCCCCCGAUGUUCAGGCACGGCCCUACUCCACCCUCAGCCGCACUCCCGGAACUCUGUCCCGCAACCGCAGCACGGCGGAGCCAAGUGGAGCGACGGACAGGGAGCGAGAGAGGGAGCGUUACAGGGACAGGCCCCUCCCACCUCCUCCUCCUCCUCCCCCGCAGGAGUCAGAGCCCCUGUACAAAGCUCUGGAGGAGUCACUGCUGAUGAAGCAGAGGGAGGCCAGCGUAGAGGCGUGGAGAGAAAAAGACGAGACAUUUCUACUGAAAAGAGAUGGAAUGAUGGACGACUGGAGGGCGGGAAGCGAGAGAGGGAGGGACGAGUCUUUCACCUCACAGAAAAGAGACGGAGAAAUGGACGAAUGGAGAGGAGGCCUGGAGAGAGGGAGGGAGGAGUCUCAUGUGUUGGAGAAAAGAACUGGAAGGAUGGAGGUGUGGCGGGGAGAGACGGAGCAGGAGGAGACUUUUAUAACUCAGAAGAAGGAUUUUGGGAUGGAGGGAUGGAGAGGGGGGGUGGAGAGAGAGAAAGAUGAGUUUUUAAAGGACAGAGAUGGAUGGAGGGCGGGGCUUGAACGAGAGAGCGAUAAACAGAAGGUUGGAGUGCUGGACGUGUGGAGGGGAGGGGUGGAUGUAGACAGGGAUGAAACUUUCCUGUUUGAGAGUAAAGAUGGAGGUCUUGACGGCAGGAAAAGAGGAUCUCUGCGUUACCACGGUGAGCGAGAGGAUUCUGACAGCUUCACUCUGCCUUUGACCCCUGACCUGGACCUGGACCCCGACUCCUCCCCUAUCUACGCCCGGGAUUCAAACCCCUCCCCGCUCUACCCUGGAGACAGCCGCUCACCACCUCUCAGCAUCUUCCCUCGAAGCUCUCCUCCUACAAAUGUGUUCGCUCCUCGAGACUCUAACUCGCCUCCAAACAACCUGUACUCCCGCCACUCCCCGCAGGUGUACAGUCGGAGCAGCUCGCCGCCUCGCUUCUACACUCGCACCUCCCCACCAACUCUUUCGUAUCCUGACAGCAGCCCUGAAGGUCCUGAGGAGGUCAGCCCCACCGGUCAACCCCAGAGACCCGCCCUGGAACUUCCCUACAGCUUAGGACGGCCCCCUCUUGGUCCGCGGCCAAAUCACCUGCAGACCUUCUAUCAGCCGCCACCACUGACAACUAAUGGGGAGGCAGCAUACACAGCAGAGCCCGCCUCCGACGGAGACGACGGACAGAUGCAGCGUGUGACGAGCCUGUGACUAGGGCGGUGGUGAUUGGGGGAUAGAAUGCAGGCGGGAGGAGGAAGAUGGUACACCAACAAAUGUGAAGAUCCAGCUGAUGGAUAGAAUGAUGAUGAUGAUGCUGAUGAUGAUGAUGGUGAUGAUGGUGAUGAUGAUGAUGCUGAUGAUGAUGAUGGUGAUGAUGGUGAUGAUGGUGAUGAUGAUGGUGAUGGUGAUGAUGAUGAUGAUGGUGAUUAUGAUGAUGGUGGUGAUGGUGAUGAUGAUGAUGGUGAAGAUGAUGAUGAUGAUGAUGAUGAUGGUGAAGAUGAUGAUGAUGAUGAUGAUGAGGGUUUCGAUGAUGACAGUGAUUGCUCCUCCCUGCUUCUACCUCCUGAUCACCACGAGACUUCCCCUUUUCAUGUUUUAUUACUUUUCUAUGACUGUGAUCCAUUGAUGACUUUUCCUCCUCUUCCUCUCUCUGUCCUGAAACCCUGCUGUGUCUUCCCAGAUCAUCGGCGCUAAUUCUUGUUUUAUUUUUCGCCCAUUGUCUGUGUUUCUAUUGGUUGAUGGGCCGCGUGUCGUCCCUCCCUGUAGCAAGCCAACAGUGUGUCAAAGAAACACGUGUGUGUUGCCAAAAAAUCCUUUCAAAGAACAUGUGCAUGACUUUAUAGUGGAUUUUACCAGGCUGCAUAGUGUAGGAGGAAAGAGCUGUGUGAGUGUGUGUGAGAGUGUGAGUGCGUGCAGGAAGCUUGACGAGCAUGCGUGUGUGUAAGGAUGUGUGUGCGACUGUAUAUACAUCAUUCUUGUAUAUUUAAUGUAUCACAGUGAAGCAUUUUAUCAGCAUCAAAUCGGGGGGGACUCUUACACACUUCUCCUCUGACUGAUUUCGAAAUCUUGACCAAUUCCAUUUUCACAUCAAGACCAAAAACUCCGCCUCCCCCAUCCUUCCACACGCCACUUACUGUUGGUGAUGGAACUGGUUGCAACAAAACUCUUGAACUCCACAGCCAGAGAUCAUAUAAAACCUCAGAACUUUUCUGCAACCCCCUUGAGACCCUUGUACAUAUUGACCUCCAGUGUUCUGAUUGUCUUGUAUUGCUAUUGAAGUUCAAGUAAACAUGUGAAAUAAAAUGAUCUCAUCUUUU
Messenger RNA from Labrus mixtus (cuckoo wrasse), 7618 nucleotides. Its product is annotated as adhesion G protein-coupled receptor L1-like. Gene Ontology annotation, biological process: cell surface receptor signaling pathway; G protein-coupled receptor signaling pathway. Gene Ontology annotation, molecular function: G protein-coupled receptor activity; carbohydrate binding. Gene Ontology annotation, cellular component: membrane. NCBI's taxonomy places the organism in Eukaryota, Metazoa, Chordata, Actinopteri, Labriformes, Labridae. The transcript has 26 exons. Bases 912 to 6512 code for a protein of 1866 amino acids. The record is from RefSeq and is a predicted model, not a curated record.